UUUUUAGACAAAUUGGUCACUUCCUAAUUUUGGUAUCCGGUUGGUUUUCUUGUGACAUCUAAUAGGGAAAUAACAACUUUAUUUUACAUUUCCCAAACUCUUUUAGGAUUAAAGCUGACACUAUGAUGGGACAGGCUGUUGGAAGACCUCUCCAACCCAAAAAGAAUCCGAUUUCGGAUGACUAUAGACUCACAGGAUCUGUACUUGGUCUGGGUAUCAAUGGAAAGGUUCACGAAUGUUUUUGUAGAGCAACAUCGGCAAAAUUUGCGCUUAAGGUAGCACUUAACUACUUUUAACUUGAAUAUUAUAUAUUAUAAUAAUAUAUUAAAACUUUGAAUCUCAUAUUUUUAAUAUUAAGAUAUUAGUUAAUGUAGAAAGUCUGUCUCUCUCUCUAUAUUAUAUUUUGCUAAAACCGAGGACUGCUGCCACAGCGUCUUUUGUGUCUUUAUUUUUUUUAUAGUUGCAGUGAAUAGGGGUUAGAUUUGGCUUUCUUAGGGAUCGAUUUAGGGUUCAGGUUAGGCAUAGUCAUAGGGAUCUAUUUAGGGAUACAUUCGUGAAAUUCGAUAAAAAAGUGGCUGCGUCCUCAUUUUUAACCUUAUAUUUAAAUACAUUACAUAAUAUUAAUUGGCUCACAUUUAAGACUUGGUGGGUUGUAUCUUAAUAAUGAAUAAAAAUGCAAGUUGAUUGAAGUUGGCAGUGCAGCAAAGCAUUAUUAAUGAUUAUUUAUGUCAUUUAUUUGAAUAAUAAUAUCACUGACUUAGACGUAUAUUCUUAUAUCUACUAAAAUCUUUGUCAUUACUGUUAUUCACGAUUUGUUUUGACACCUUUGAUGCUGACAUAUGGCAACCACCUCAAUGUUAAAUAGUGAUGGUUUUGGCAUUGAUCUUGACACUUGUCUUCUUAAACCUAAUACUAAUUAAAAAACCUAUGGAUAAAUGGGUUGAUUUUGGGUCAGCGGUUUCAAAGUUCACUGAGGUUACCCCAGAUCAACUUCCGUCUACAGCGCCAUAUUCAAAAGAUUUCGAUAUUUAUGUUUUUGUUCACUUAACUCUUUCGCUGCUGAAUUUUUUUAAUCGAAAAAAUGCACAUUAUUUUCAAAGAGUGGGAGGUUGGGUUUAUAAAAAAUUAUUCUAAAUAUUUUUUGAUUUAUAAGACUAAACUUGGUAUCAGAUGAAAUAUAAUUGAACGGGCUAUAUGUUUGUAAACUAAUUUCUUCCGUUAAAAUAAAAUAAGUAACAGAGAAGAACCAUAAAAUGUGAAAAAAUUAUAUGCUAAACCAUUUUUUUCCCCAAAACCUAUGAAAUCAGCAUACAUCAUCUUUACUUCUAUAACUCAAAUCCUCUAAAGCUACUACUAUCAGAAUCAUGCAAUGGAUAUAAAUAUAAAUCAUCUUCACUAUCAAAAGAAAUAGUAUAAAACAAUUCUAAAGCUUUUUGAGCUGUUAAUCGUCGAGUAAACUUACUCACCUACUAGGGUGGCCAUAGCCACAGUAGAAAAAAAAGUGAAGAAAAUCAUUAAAAUAAUGCUUUAAAUGACAACAAAUAAAUCUUGGAUUCACUUAUAAAAAAGUUUAAAAGUCUUAUGUAAAAAUAGCUCUUAAAAAUUUUAAACGAGAAAUGGCAAAGAAACAAACAUGAUACUGAAACAAUGUAGAGCGCGUUGGUCCGUGCUUUAUCUGCCCUCCCCAGGGGAUUUCUUUGUUUCUUAUUUUGUAUUUAAAUAGGGGGAGGGAGUGGGGCAGGGGUCUCCCCAGAAGAUCAUUUCGCACAUGACAAACCUAUUUCCUAUACAAUUUAAGCAGUAGUCUCCCUUUUGUCACUGAAGUUUUAACAUACAAGUAUUUCAAUUUUUAUCUAAUCAAAAGACAGUACUUUUAGCGCUUGUCUUUUUUCCCCCCCACCGGUAUUGAGGUAUCGGCAAGGAUGUGUUUCUUUUUUCAUUUCUUUUGAAAUGUGUAAGUUGAAUUUACAUACAAAUUAAUGGAAAAUUCAUUAUAAUAUAUUUCAAAUUAACUGUAUCGAUCGCCAGCUUUAGUUUAUGACGCGAGAAAUGCUCAGUAGAGAAUAGGAAAGUUAUCAAACACAUCGUUCAGGUCCUACCAUUGGUCUAUUCACCCUAAAUCCAGUUCUUGGGAUUUCCCAAAUUGAUGUCAUAGCGUAGGGUGAGACAACUCUUGGCAAAACACAUAGUGUUAACCCAAAAUUUACAGAUAAAUGAUUUAAAGAUAAUUUUAACAGUUUUCAUUCAAAUUUGAGCAAUAAUUUUAUUGAAGUGACCUCCAUCUUUUGAUGUAGGUCACAAGAUAGCAGACAUAUUGAUGAAGCAGUACAUACUCAACAUGUAAACUAAAAAAAAAUUGUAAUUUAUUAAUUUUAAGGAUAUGCUAUUAUUAGUUUGUGGAAAACAAAGUGUAGCACCUUUAUUGUUUCCCUCAGAUAUGCGUCAAAAAUUGUCAGUUGCCUGCAGUCACCUCCUUUCUUCAUGGAGUCUCAGCAGUGUGUGCCACACUCAGCAGUGUGUGCCACACACUGCAUGUAAAAUAAGAAAACAUAAAAAUUGAUGCAAUAUGUAAAACGCAACUUACAGCUUUCAAUAGUCUUACUCAAAUACACUUUUGCAUAUUUUUAAAAUGGUUCCACCAAAAAUAAAAACCAGUAAGAAUACAGUAAAGUCAAUAUACUUUUGCACAAAUUAUCAAAAUUCCACUUUAUUCAUCCUGGAAAAAAUAUUUGCCUCACUCAUUUGUAAUCAUUAAAUAUUGAGUAUGUGACAGUAAUGUCAUCAAUCUGCAUGUUCGAUCUCCCUCAAACAAAGAGAGCUCACUCUAAGAAUUCUCCCUAUCCAAAUGGACUUUAUUUAACUUUCUCGUUUUUAACAUUUAUGCACAGUUAUGAUUUCUUCUGACACUCAACUUUGAUACUCAUAUUUAUGGCACUCAGAGGAUUUUGUAGGCUGUAAAAGAACAAUUAUACAGACACAAAAAAAACAAACCCUUCCUGCGUUUCCUGUGAAAAUAAUUAUUAGGAUUAUCUUUAAUGAUGAUCUACCAAUUACUGAUAGAUUUGGUUACCAAUAUGCUGAUUAAUCUGUGCAAACCUGUCUUCCACUUCUGGCACUUCUGUUCUUCUGUCCUUUCCCCACAACCUCUUUUCAAAGUCCAACCAACCCCCAUUCUUGACCCCAACCCUGUUUUACAAGCUUUCCUUUUGUCUCCUCACCUAAUAAUUCAUCAUGCUUUUUUUCUCUCUCCAUUCCAUAAUCACCCUUAUUUCAACCAAUAAUCACCCUUAUUUCUUAGAUUAUUUGGUGAUUUUUGUGUGCUGUCUUAUAUUGCUGCUUUGUUAACCCUCCUAUUUAAACCUUGAAUGGAGCUAUGGAUCUCUGAUAAAUUUUCCCCCCACUAUUUAUAAUUUAUAUUGCAAUGUUGUGACAAAUAAUUUGAUGUUGACUUUAUUAUGUACUGAUUAAAAAAGGGUUUGAAUAUUUCUUGAGUCAGGAAAAGUUCAUCUAUAAAGUUAUAUUCAUUAGAUUAACUAUACAUUUGAAUUAUAAUAAAACGAUUUAAGUUAUCUCUUACAGAGUGCUAUGAUCAAAGAAGUUAUUUUAUUGAUCAUUUUAAAAAAAGUUGGUCUUUUUCUUAUACAUGUUUCUUUGUGCUGACAGGUGUUGAAAGAUGUUCCUAAAGCUAGACGAGAAGUUGAUCUACAUGUCAGAGCUUGCAUGGGGUGCAGCCACAUAGUUAAAAUUCAUGAUGUUUAUGAGAAUCAAUAUGCCGGAACAAAAUGUCUACUUGUUGUCAUGGAGUGGUAAAUAAUUCACGUUUUUCUCAGAAGUUAUAAGUUAUUAUAAAAAAUAAGUUAUUUUGACGUUUUCAUAAAAUAAUCUUUCAUAUUUUUGUUUAUUGGCCUUGAAAACUCAAAUUUUAGUAGAAAAACACACUAGGAAAAUAAUAGUCAAUUGGUUCAGUGAAAUAUUACCAUUAUUUUAGCAUGGAAGGUGGAGAGCUCUUCACACGCAUUCAAGAAAGAGCAGAUACAGCAUUUACAGAAAGAGGUAAAUAUUAUUUCACGGUGGGGAAAUUAUUUGUUACUUAUUAUCAUAUUAUUAAAUUGAAAUGUUUUUAAUAAAUUGAUUCAUGUUCAGAAUUUAUGUUUUAGUAAAGAAGAGAAUUUAGAAAUAUUACAUGACACAGCCUUUAGAGCAGACUUUUAUAAAUUCAUUGUACUCGUGAACUGUUUACUAACACUAUUCUUUUAAAUCCAGAGGCAGCCUCUAUAAUUGGAGAUAUUGCUAAAGCAAUUUUUCACUUACAUUCCAUGGACAUUGCGCACCGGGACUUAAAGGUAAAUAAAAAGAUGUAUCAUUUCACGUCAGUAAUCUAGUAGUUUUGAUAGCAGGAUUUUAAAAACAUUAUGUUAUAAAAUUUUGGUUACAAGAGUUUAAUGUCUAAAUAACGGAAAAGACUAACCUGUAUUAUUGCAGAACAACAUUAAAAACUCUUUGUGUCUGUAAGUCUUAUUAACAAAUUUUAUACUGAGUCCUUAAAAUAGAGUAUGUUUCUUUGUAUAUAAGCAUUACAUUUGGUUCAUUGAAAGUGAUCAUGGUAAUUAAGAUAAGAUGAGAUUCUUUUAUUGAUCCAAAUAAAAGGAAAUGUUUUUUUUUUAUUUUUUUUUUUUUUAAAUUAUUUUUUUACUUAUUCAUAUUCAGCACAUGAACAAAUGUGAAAAGUAUAAAGAUGUGGAAAUCCUUAUUUAGAAUUGUCUGUUUUCUUUCUUACUUAAAGUAUUGGUGUGAUGCUCUAUUUCAACCUAACAGUUAGUGAAGUACUAAAUCUUAAUGUUAAGAAGCCUUUUUAUAAAAAAAUAUAUAUUAACUUGGAAAGCACAUUAUCCAUUACCACUACCAUACACACACCCAGGCACUUGAAGAUGGAUCAACCAAAGUCACGAUGGACUACUUUUAGGGAAGGAGGCUUUUUGAACUUGUCAUUUAUAAAGCAAUCGGGAAAACUAAACUUACAAGAGCUUGUGAUUAGUGUCUGCCCAUUACUAUUCCUGAGUUGGGAAAAAUCAAAAGUUUUCAGCAGCUACUCUUUUUCCCAUCACUCUAUUUUUUUAUUGCUAGUUUUACUCUGUCUUAUGUAUUUGGAUAGCCUGAAAACUUGCUGUAUUCAAACAAAUCAAAUGAUGGAAUUCUGAAGCUGACAGACUUUGGCUUUGCUAAGGAAACGGGACAGUUUAAAUCACUACAGACACCAUGUUACACACCAUAUUAUGUUGGUAAGUUAGUCAUCUUCAAGUAAGUCAUUUAAAUUAAUUUGAUGUUGAAAAAGAUUGAUAUAUUCGAGGGAUACAAAAACACAUUUAUUUUUUUAAAAACAUUUUUGAUGAGGUCAAUAUUUUUGAAUAGUUGAACUGAUCUGCCAAAGAUUCUGAGCUGCAUGAUUACCAGGGUAAUUGAUAAUACUAAAAAUUAAGAAAUAUAUUCUCUCUUAAAGUUUGUUAUAAGAAAGAUUGUUCUUUUCUUACUUGCUAAAGUAAAUAAGCACCAGUUAAAAAAAAAAAGAAAAAAAAAUAUAAUCAUUGAAAUGAUUUUCCCUCUUUGUAUAUUAACCCAUUAGCUACCAGAUUGAAAAACUCGCUGUGGCUGAAUUAAGUCUAGGUCACAUUUACUACAAUACAAACAUUGGCACUACCAGCGGCUCAUGGCUAUAACGAAAGAAAUGCCCAGCCACUCCCACAGGCUCAUGGUAGUUAACCAGUUAAUAUACACACUGCAAAUAAAUAUAAAGUUUAUUUUUUUUACCUCUAUAUUUCAGCACCUGAAGUGUUAGGGCCUGAAAAAUAUGAUAAAUCGUGUGAUAUGUGGUCACUAGGAGUAAUUAUGUACAUUUUGUAAGUAUGAAAUAAGGUUUUUAACAAAUUAUUGUCAACCUUAUAACUGUCAAAAACAAAUUUCUGUAGCGUCAAGCCAUUUUUCGCAAUUUGAUAUGCUUUUCAAAAGUGACAAAAAUCCUAGAUUAAAUGAAUUUAGAGAACCUUACAAGUUAUAUAUUUUCUGAAAGUUCAUUGGACAAGGUAUCUUAUGGUAUGAAAAUAAUUUGUUUUUAUAUUAUGUAUGUUGAUAUUGACCUUGACCUUUACAGAGUGAGUAAAAAUUUCACUACUCAACUUAUGAAUUCAACCCACCCUAAAUACUCCAUAAAUUGUUCAAACUGUCAGAAAAUCAAGUUUUUGAUAAACUGGAAGCAAUAUUCUUUCAGAAAAUGACAAUGUAUAAUUAUUUAUAUUGAAAAUUGUGAUAUUGGUGAAUUUAUUCAUUCCACUACCUUCAAAUCUCUGUCAUACAAAAUACAAGGGAGACGGCACGAAAUGAGUUCAAAAAUUCCUUUUCAUUUGAAGUUAUUAAAUCCAUUUGUAUUAAUUUUUACUCCACAACAUAUACAAACAUGAAUAUCUUAGGGGUAGAUCUUUAGGAUCAAAUCUGUCCACCCUUUCCCAAACCAAUUUGUCUGUAACAAUACGACUAAGCUUAGGGAUAAAAUUGUCAAUAUCUGAAUCUUAUCUCAACAUCACCGCUAGAGCCUAUGCUGUCAUUACUAGCACGUGGAAUAUCUCUGAUAUCUUUGCUUUCAUUUUAAUAUAUUUAAAAUAAUUCCAAUAAAGAAAUUCUGUGUUAAUUUAGAAGUUCCAAAGGGGGGGCCCUCUCCUGCACCAGACAUUGUGGCGGUGAAAAAAUUUGAGAACAAUUUUAUACCCCAUUUAUCACAAAAAAGUCCAUGAUAAAAACAUGUAAACACACUGAUAGUAACGGAAAUAGGAAAUGAACUCAUUAUAUAGAGUGAUUUCCCCUUAAAUAAUAUAAAUUAAAUCAAUUCGCAUUUUUAAUGACGAUAUUGCUAACUGCCAAUUAUAUCGGCUGGAACACCACAGAAAGGGGUAUCUUGGCCGAUCAUCAGUUUCAGGGUUAAUACCAUGGAUGAAACGUAUUGUUAGAGAUUUAUGUUAAUUGUUAUUUAUAUAUUAUGUAUCAACUGAUAGAGGAAGUGUGGUUUGAUGGAAAGAAUAUGUGUAUUUCACAUGUUGCUGUUGUAAUUGCAAAGACUACAACAAACUCAGCAAAUUUUCUUAGCAGCUGAACUAUUUGCAAGAUAACAAAGCCUUAAUUUGUAGUACUUGGCUCUUAUUAUUUUUCAAUGUUUCGGUGAAGAGUGAAAACAUAUUUCAAAUUUAUUUUGCUAACAGUGUACACCUUUUUUUAAAAACCAUUUUUUAGAUUUCAUAACUUGUUUUUUUAUAUUUUUUUUAUUAAUUUUGGUUAAAAAUGUAAAUAUGCAAGAACUCAAUUUCAAUUUUUUAAAAGUUAUUUUUAACCAACUUCUAUCUUUUACAAUUAGCCUGGUGACAGACUUUGAUUUGUUCUCAGUUGGAAUAGUCUUAAUUUGCCUAUUUUAAAAGAUAUUUAUUUAGGAAUUGUAUAAACAUUUUUGUAGUCUUUACACAGAUCCUCAAACUAAUAUUUUACAAACCCCAAAAACAUUGUAUCUCAAUUUAACUAAAAAUUAUAAUAGCUUGUUGACAAAGUUGUUUGAGUCGUCAAUCUAGUAAUACGAUUAUUCUAAUAUACAAUUAAGUCUUUUAAGUUAAAAUUACCACAGAAAUAGGUAAUCCUAUUGCCAAUGAAGUUCUCACUUCUGCAUUUUUUUCUUGUAGAUUAUGUGGCUAUCCACCAUUUUAUAGUAACCAUGGUGCUGCCAUUUCCCCGGGCAUGAAGAAAAGGAUUCGAAAUGGUCAAUAUGAGUUCCCAAACCCUGAAUGGAGUCGAGUCAGUCCUGAAGGUAAUGUAACAAUAAAUAGUAACAAAAAAUUCUUUAUUAAAUAAUUAUUUUGAAUAAUUUACUUAUUUGCAAUGUCUUGCUACUUUUUAAUUAUUUAUUCAUUUUGAGGUAGACAAUUAUUGCAAAAAUAUAUUUUAAAAUAAACAGCCCCUUAAAACAAAGUUUUGUGUAUAAACCCUUCUUAAAAUGUGAUAUCGUGCAAUGGGGGUUUUGGCCGCACAUUUGACAAAAAGUUGCAUACAAGUCAUGCAACCCCCCCCCCCCUCCUCUUCAAGGCCACAACCGCACAUUUUUGUCCAUGCCAAAAAUAUAUUAAUAUUCUAAUGACAAACCCACUUUUGCACCGCUGAUUUAUUUCACUAUUUCAGAAAAACAAGAAUAUAUUACGCACCAAAUAUACUGGCGAGAUUUUUUAAUAAGAAUCUCAUUUAGUUCAGUUAUCGAGAAUUUUCCUUCAUGUUCCUCUUGAUAAAAAAACAAAAAACUUAUUUUCGGGGGUUGGGGUUGGUAGGUGGGCCUGAAUAUUUGACAGAAUGUGUUGUCACCAGCAACGAGUCUAUGGGCUAAGUUUCAGGAAGAUGGAAAGUGGGUCAAUUAGCCAUCGAAAGAUUUUGCUUGCCAGCCACCGAAGUUAUAAUAAUAAGAACAAGUUAAUAUAAAGGCUUUAAAAAGGUGUAUUUUGAUAAAUAAAAUAUAUUUUCCCAAGUUUUAUAAAGUUUUCAUCCAAUAUCAAAACCAAAUUGAUUAAAUCUAAUAAGAUUUUUGUCAUUAAAAUCACAUUUAUUUGUUUUUUUUAGCUGUGGCUAUUCAGGAGACUAUUCCUAAUUGUGGUCAAACCAAAAUGAGAUCAUUAAUUUUGUAUUUGUAGCCAUGAGUUGUAAUUUAACAAUUAUACGUUUUAUUAGCUUUCUUAAUAUCUGCAAUUCUUUUUUUGAAUUUUCUUCAUUAGCAAAAGACCUUAUUAAAGGCAUGCUGCGAACAGACCCUGACAAGAGAUUGACUAUUGUUCAAGUUAUGCAAAAUAAAUGGGUUGCUGUUAGUAUCAUUAUUUUUCGUAUUAAUAUUAAUUUGCUUUCAAUGUAAAAUAGAAAUUUUUGUUUUACAUUCUGUUUUUUUAAACCAAGAAAUACUGACAAAAAUGAUUGAAAUAAUACUUGCAUAGAGAAUUAAGUAAAAGUAAAAUAAAUUCUACGUUUUAUAUUAUGAGCGAUCUAUUACUGGAUGAUCCAUUUCUGGAUGAUCCAUCUAACCAUGACAAUGUUAUUUUGGAUAUUAACCCUUUACAAAAACGAUGCGUCCGAAAUGCGCCGAUUUUUCCCUUGAGCCUACAGUCCAUUGCGCCAAACCCCCUCGUUUCGAGGUUGUUUACUUUCGUUCUUAGCACAGCGGAAAUCCAUUGCGCAUUACUAUUUAUAGUUCUACCAGAAAAAAGCCUCGUUAUCGGCAUUUAUUUUGAUACUAGUUUGACCGCAGUGUUUUUAGGAGCUCAUUUUCUACGAUUUUUUAAAAAGUUGCAAUUUUUUCGCUGUAAAAUAUGGCUUUCCAAGUCGUGGAUACAAUUUUGAUAGAAAUUAGGCCUAAUGAAGCUUUACUAUUUCAUACAUCUAGCAGCGAUAGUGAAGAAUCUGAUAGAGACAUUAAUUUAAAUGAUGCUACUAGUAAUAGUGAUUCAAGUGAAGAAGGUAAAAGUAGAGACAUCGAUGACAACGGACCUAUCAAAUCCAACUGAUCAGCAAGAUCGUGAGUGGUCUGGGAAUAUUUCACAAAUCAAUGUGGGAGGGUCCCCAAAACUGAUUUUAGGUUUAACUUUUGCUUAAAUCAUUUAUUUGCAUUUAGGUAUUUUUAAUUUUAUUUUCUUGCUUCUAGUUUAUUUUCUGUAAAUUAAUUAGAUAAAGAACCUUCAUUUAACAUGGAGUUAUGUCCCCUUGCUUGGGGCGCUGGGAGUAGGCAAGGCUAAAUAGGCUUGGACUGUAAAGGGUUAAGACAUAACUCAGUGACAUAUGUAAAUAUGACUUAAUUGCUUAUCUAAGAAAAACCCAUCAAACUAUAUCAUGAUGAGCCAUCUGCGUACAUCAAAGUGUCUAACCAUGACCUUUUUUUUCCAUAACCAGGACAACACCUUUGUCCCACUAACCCCACUGAUGUCUGCCCAGGUUUUGAGGGAGGAAGAGGAUGCAUGGAUGGAUGUACAGGUGUGAUAUGAGAAUACAUUUUUUUUUAAUCACUUGCCAUCAAUUCAUCAAUGUCUUUGAUCAUGAAAUUAAUAUUAUUUAUAUUAUUUCUAUAUCAGGAGGUACAUAUAUCAUUAGAAAGCUGAAUUUAUAUGGGAAAAUAUAUUGUUUUAAAAUUUAAAUGGCAUUAAAGAACCUGCUUUUCAAAUUUGCUCACUACAAUUUGUUGUCUUUCCAUUCUAUCCUUAAAAGUUAGACUCCUACAAGCGUAUCCUACAAUUUGUUGUCUUUCCAUUCUAUCCUUAAAAGUUAGACACCUACAAGCGUAUCUGUACGUGAUCUUCCAUUCUAUCCUUAAAAGUUAGACUCCUACAAGCGUAUCUGUACGUGAUCUAAUUUGACAACAUUUUGUAUUACAUUAUUUUCAGACUGAAAUCAAAUGAGCAGUCUCAUUUCAAGAAAAUGUUUUCCUAAAUUUUAAAUUAAACCAAAUCAUAUUCAUUUCAUUCAAUUAAAAAUUUAAUUAAAAAUUGUUUAAAAAAACAUUUAUUUUAUACUCUGCAACAUCAUAUUUUUCAUAUAUUAUAAAUAGAACCUCUUGAUAUAUUGUUAAAAUAUAAUUAAAAUGAGAUAAGUCUUCAGAAAAAUUCUGAUGGCAUUAUAUUUGUGUCAUUUGUAGGAAGGAACAUUUUAAUUUGAGGCAAUAACAAUAUUCACGUCCCACAAAUUUUUGUAAACAUUUGUAAAUUAGUGCGCAAUCGUACAAAUUAUCAAAUUUUGUGUUGGUGAUUUGAAGGCUAAUCUUUUACCUUCUCAACUAUUCAUACUGAGAAUUAUAUUUCAGUGCCUUAUUCUCUGUUUUAUCUGAAAAUACAGGAGGAAAUGACACACGCUCUGGCCACUAUGCGAGUGGAUUAUGACCAAAAUGUGAACAUUAAGAAUCUGCAACAGUCCAACAAUCCUUUGCUGAAGAAGCGAAUGAAGCAUGUGCCAGAAGGUGCUGAAGCCAUGUAGUGUUUGGGGGAGUGUGGGUGUGUUGGGUGCUUCAUUGUAUGCUAGCUUAUCAUGAACCGUGACUGACAUGACUGCAAUGAUUCAUAUUUGUCUUACAUGCAGCUCUUUUUCAAUCACACUUCAUUUAAAAUUACAUGCUCGAAAAAGAAUUUUUGUUUUGGAGAUUCCAAAAUUCUAUUUUCUAUAUUUCUUCUAUUCACAAUGUCAUAAUUUAUCAUGUGAUAAAGGUCGUUUAAUCUUUUUUUCCUUAAAAAAAUAAAAACUCAAUUCUUGGAAUAGGUUUCCCUAGAAUAUUGUUGAAAGUUUAUACUGUUGGUAAACAAAGUAAGGAAAUUAAUUGAGAGAAGAGAAAAAAAUGUAGCUCAAAUUUCCUUAAAAUUGCAUUUAAGCUUUGUAUACUAUUUUCAACUGAAUGAACAUAUUUAAAAAAUAUUAUGCUCUUUUGUAAAGUAUUGAGAGCUUAAGUUUUUAGUGAAGAGAUGAUGAAUUUAUAUACCGGUAGGUGUUGGUAGUAAGAUGAUGAGUUUAUAUAAAUGCUAGAGUUGUAAGUAAAUUAUUUCCUAUAAUUGUUAUACUGAUCACUCCUUUUCACUGGGUCAUAUCAUCAUCAAUUUAAUAACAGUUAGUCUUUUUCAAAUGUUUAAUUUUAGUAAAAAAGUGUGGAGAUGGCGCCACUCAUUAAAGUUGAGUUACCACAAGCCUGCCCUCUUUUCUUCCGAUGUUGAUGUUACCUUAGUAACCUCAGGUUUAUCAACUUAUCACCCUCCAAUGAGAGAUGACGUCACUUCAAAAAUAUUUCUUGUAUAUUUUCUAAAUUUAUUUCCUUUUUUAAAAAAAAAGAAAAGAAAUUCUGUGUUAAUCGCGGCUAAUAGAUUGAUCAGCCACACAAUGUUGUUGUUAAUUUUGAUUUUAUUUAAUGUUACAUAGAUUAUUGGACAUUAAUAGUCUUUUUACCACUGUAUGUACAGCAUAUAAAAUUUGAGCCACUAAGCAAACUUUGAAAAGGUAUUUUUAACAAUUUUAGUGUAAAAUUGAUUGUAAAUUUUUAAAAUUUCAUUAGAAAAUGUGUAACAAUUAGCAAGCUAGUCACAGGUUGAAAAAGAUGCCUGGUCUAGUAGGGGUUGAUGUACACAAUGUUGUAUUGACAGUUUUAACUUGACCAUCUUGUACCAUUACUUUUAAUGACACGUUCUAUAUUGAGUUGCCUGGGGAUAGAGGAUGUUGCAGGGUAUGAGUUAAAAUACACGCAGAAUUAUUAGCUCAUACAUAUUCAACAAUAACUGUUCAAUCUUUGUGUCUGAUUUACUUAUAAAACUGGGUAACUCUGUCUGUGUUAAAUUUGUUUUUUCUAGGUUUAAUUGAUCUUGAGUUAUGUUGCAGUUGUAUGCUCUUUUGCUCUUUGACAAAAUAUCCUCCUCACACACUGCACAGUUUCAUAAAUAAAAAAGACUUCCUUUAUUUUUAUGGUAACUUCAGAAAUUUCAGGCAAACCGGAAAUGGUAAAAUCCAAUGUCACAUGGUUUUGGCUGGAACACAGUUGGAAUAAUAAACUAUCAUUUAGUCCAGCGUUUCUCAACAUUUCAACCCACUAUAAUAUUUUAUUUACCUCAUGGCGCCCUUUCCUGUUAUUAAUAAUAAAAAAAAAUGUCUCUUUUUUAAUUUGCGUAAAGUCCUCUUUUUCAAGGUUUUAGUGGCGAUGGUGUCAUAUGACCCACUUUGAGAACCGCUGCUUUAGUACACAAAGCUCUAACACUGAAAUAAUUAAUAUUUCUAUUGUAUGGUUUAAAAAAAAAAAUGCUAAAUUAAUGGGUUUUAAAAAUAAUAAAAUUUAUAUAAAAAAAAAAAAAAAAAAAAAAAGAGAGAAUUACAAAUUUGAUGCUGGUGUUGAUAUUAAAGUAACCAAUGAAAUUUUAUGGUCAAUACACAUUUUCUAGCGCUUAUAUUAUCAUGACACUAACAUGUGUCAGUGGUGAUAGUAACCAAUGAAAUGUUACAGUCAAAACACAUGGUUAAAUGCUUAAAUUAUCAUGACACAAACAUGUGCCAGUGGUGAGGUGAGCUUCUUUCUUGAGAUUAACCAGUAGAUAGGGUUGAUAAAAGACUUGUGAGCUGUUAAAGAACAUAAGUAGAUAGCUGCUAGCAAAAAUUAUCAUAGAUCUCCUGGUUGGCCAAUUGUUAUGCACAGAAAGUUUUAGGAUCACAUGACUGACUAGAAUGUGAAAUAAGUGUAACUAUUAAAAGAUGAGAUGUUGAUAAAUCACUUCACUCUGUGGUUCCAAAACUUGACCCUAUCAUGUCACCCUUGCUGAAUCCAGGUCUUCUGCAGGCACCCUAUUUCAAAUCCUAAUUGCUUAAUUAUCAGGUUAGCUAUAAAAUUUAUAAAAAAAUAAGUCUAGUAAUCAUUUGUUGAUAGUUCUGCAAACAGUUAUUACUGAGUUGCUGGUUUGCACCAGGUCUGCCAGACUGGAUGUCAUGUCCCAAAGUGAAAAUGGAAAUAAAAUUAUAAAUUAAAAAAUUUAAUUGUGGGGCACCCGUGAGAAAGCACAUCAUGGUUAGCCCUGCUAGGUAUGCUUUGGAAUGGGUCGAGUUAACUGUUAAUAUGACAAUAAUAGAUUUACUUGUUAUAUAUUUUAAAUGAAUUUAAUCCAUGCCAGCCAAUUUUAUUACUGCAUUUUUUGAAGCGGGCAUAUUUUUUAACUGCAUUUUAAAGGUCUGUAAUUUACAAAUAUUUGCAGAAAUUGAACAGUGCAUUGCCCACCUGGAUAUCAUUAAUUCAUUUACAUCACAUCUACUUGUAAUAACAUAUCUCAGUGCUUGCAACAUAUAUGCACAUUUAUUAAAACGAGAUGGUUGAUGAGUUGUCUGGUCAGCCCAACACUAAACAUGUUUAUUAAAUAUUUCUAUUGGAUGACUUGACAAUCUUUGUUUUGUUGAUAAAUUGAUGCACAUUUAAAUAUUUUUUGUGACCAAUCUUAUUAUGAGCUGAUGAUAUCUAACCCUAGGUCACAAGAGACUCUGCUAGGUCACAAGAGACUCUGCUAGGUCACAAGAGACUCUGCUAGGUCACAAGAGACUCUGCUAGGUCACAAGAGACUCUGCUAGGUCACAAGGGACUCUGCUAGGUCACAAGAGACUCUGCUAGGUCACAAGAGACUCUGCUAGGUCACAAGAGACUCUGCAUACUAAACUGUCAUUUUAAUACUCUUUUUUUUUACUCUUGAUUUAAAUUGACAGUAAAAGUAAAAGCAACUUGAGGAAUUUCUGCAAGCUAAACUCAAAUUGAAUAUUUUCCAACCAUAAAUUUAAAUUAGCGGUUUUCUGGGGCACAUAACCAGAAAAAAAUGACAACAAAGUCCUGAUGGCUUAAGAUAAAACACUGCCCAGAUAGAUUAUAAUUGGUAAGUGGAGGGGUGGGGCAAUCACAAAUCCCCAACUUUGAAAUUUGCGUUGUUUUCAAAGAGCAAGUUUUUAGAAAAUACCUUGAAUGUUUAUAGGAAACACAUAUUUGGAAUGUAUCUUAUCAGGAGCAUGGAUCAGUGGAAACAGUACAAAUACAGGGCGUGCAAAAACUUGUUGAAAAUCUACUUACAAACACUCUGGCUCUUGCAUUAAGUUUGAAAUCAAAGUAUUGGUUUUUGUGUGCUAAGGUUACUUCUGCAAAAGAACACUUUUUGUUUAUGUGAGGGUGUGAGAUUAUUUCAAAUGUGUAUAGAAAAUAAUUGUGAAAGGUUAUUGUUGAAACAGUGAAUAAGUGUCUGACAUAUGUGCAGGCUUUGACUGUUAAUGCUGCUCAAGGCUGUGGUCAGUUGAGCAACUCUUCAAUUGCUGGUGUCAACUGAGAAUGAUUGUUGUGGUCAGCAACUCUUUCAUGUUCAGUUUGAUUCAAUGAUUGUUGUUCAGUUCACCACAGAUCAAUAUUUGUUUAAUCUAAAUCUAAUACAAAGGAUUUUUAUGGAGUUUUGAGUUCGCAAGCCAUAAUGUUACCAUCACGUGUUGAAAGAAUACUUUAAUUCUCCUUCAACAUGAGCUACUACUGCCAUCUAGAAAGGUUCAUUUUAAAACAGGCUAUUUUCUCUUCUUUGUUUUUUGUUUUUUUUUGUGGUAGCAGUUCUGUUAGGGUUAAAUGGGAUUCCAUAUUGCUUCAUCAGCAUUUAGUAAUUUUAUUUUUUAAUUUCUAAGUUGUUUAGCUGGCUAGAAUAAUUUCAUUUAAAAGCGGCAGUGCGUCUACCACAAUGUUUUUAACUGUAGCAGUCUAUCAAUUCUGCUAUUUUCUGUAAUCAAACUUGACAUUCUCUCAAUCACUUUACGAUUAGUCCAGAUGUCCCCAUGGAUUGUGGGCCCUACUGUUUUAAUUUGUUCAAAAUGAUGACAGCAUUGUGAAUAUUUAUUUUGUUAAUACUCUCUUCAUUGAUUUAGUCAUUUAUACAAUUAUUCAUACUUUCUCUUAUUAGUCAACCAAUCAAAUACCUAAUUAGUUCAAUUAUUAUAUACUUUUCGUAACAAUGAUUGUACUGUUAAAAAUGUAACACAUUUUAAAAUAAAAAAUAAAUUACAUUUAUAAUCUAUGGGUAGUCUUUCAAGUAAAUGUUUAACUGUUUAUCAUGAAUAUAUGCGAAUGGAAUGUUUAUUAUGUUGACCACUCGCUUAUUCAUCUCUACAACAGAAUGUCUUUAGUGGUCCUCAAACACUUACAUCACACAUAGUGCACAAAUUCUUGUUGAAGAUUCUAUUGUAUUGCCU
Molecule: messenger RNA, 15762 nt
Organism: Lymnaea stagnalis (great pond snail)
Lineage: Eukaryota; Metazoa; Mollusca; Gastropoda; Lymnaeidae
Source: the annotation of a GenBank genome assembly